Molecule: messenger RNA, 2842 nt
Organism: Oncorhynchus keta (chum salmon)
Lineage: Eukaryota; Metazoa; Chordata; Actinopteri; Salmoniformes; Salmonidae
Product: phosphatidylinositol 5-phosphate 4-kinase type-2 gamma-like
Exons: 10
Coding region: 316-1563 (415 amino acids)
Biological process (GO): phosphatidylinositol metabolic process
Molecular function (GO): phosphatidylinositol kinase activity
Source: RefSeq, a predicted model, not a curated record
UUCCCCAUAAUUGUUCGAGAAUAGCUGGACUGGAAUAUAUAUUGAGUAGACAGACUAAUUUGAAAUCCAAAAUGAGUUUUAGAACAAGCACAAAUGUUGCCUACAAAUAACUAACCUCAAUUUAGAAGGAACAGCUACAGGUGUUGCUGAAAUUCUGCGCGUGGCACGGUUAACCUUUGAUUUGCAUUACGCGGUGACGAGGAAGUCAGUUUGCAAAAGAUCAGAAUCGGGAGAAGAGAAAAUAAAGUUUGAGUUUGCGGAAGAUCAGAAUCAGGAGAUUUUUUUUAAAAGUUCCCAAGCAAGGCAAGCUUCGCGAUGGCCUCUAUUGGUAACGCUGUUUCCAGUCCAAUGGUGAUAUUGGCCCCAAAAACCAAAACCAAAAAGAAACAUUUUGUGCAGCAGAAGGUGAAGGUAUUUCGUGCCAGUGACCCAGUCUUGAGCGUUUUUAUGUGGGGUGUAAACCAUUCGAUAAAUGACCUAAACCAAGUGCCUGUUCCUGUCAUGCUAUUGCCUGAUGACUUCAAAGCCAACACUAAGAUCAAAGUCAACAACCACUUCUUCAACAAAGAGAAUCUACCAGGACAUUUCAAGUUUAAAGAAUACUGUCCUCAGGUGUUCCGGAAUCUUAGGGAGCGCUUCGGAAUUGAGGAUCUCGACUACCAGGUCUCUUUGACACGUAGCCCUCCUGUAAGAGGUGGGGACGCCCAGGGGGAGGGGAUCCUCCUGACCUCCUAUGACCGCACGCUGGUCAUUAAGCAGAUCUCUAGUGAGGACGUGGCAGACAUGCACGGCAUCCUGUCUGAAUACCACCAGCACAUAGUGAAGUGUCACGGAAGCACUCUGCUGCCCCAGUUCCUGGGGAUGUACCGUGUGGGUGUAGAGAAUGAGGAGACCUACCUGAUCGUCAUGAGGAACAUGUUCAGCCACAGACUGGUGGUGCACAGGAAGUACGACCUUAAGGGCUCUCUGGUGUCUCGUGAAGCAAGUGACAAAGAGCGGGUGAAAGAGCUGCCCACCUACAAGGACAUGGACUUCAGAAACAACAUGCAGAAGGUGUAUGUGAACGAGGAGCAGAAGGAGAAGGUCAUGGAGAAACUCAACAGAGAUGUGGAGUUUCUUGUCAAGCUAAAGAUUAUGGACUACAGCCUGCUCCUGGGUAUCCAUGACUUGGGGCGGGCUGAGCGGGAAGAGGAGGAGGGAGAGGAACCCUCUAUUGAGGAGGAUGGGGAGACUGAGAAUGGCCUGAUGCAGGUCCCUAACGCGUGCUCCUACAGCACGUCUCCUGAGGGCAUCGCUGGCUACAUGGCCUCCUGCAAGCCCCUGGGGCCCGGGGAGUUUGACCCCUAUGUGGAUGUGUAUGCCAUAAGGAGUGCCCCUGGAGCCCCUCAGAAGGAGGUGUACUUCAUGGGUCUGAUAGACGUUCUAACACAGUACGACACCAAGAAGAAAGCUGCUCACGCAGCCAAAACUGUCAAGCAUGGGGCUGGUGCUGAAAUCUCCACUGUCCACCCAGAACAGUACGCCAAACGAUUUCGUGAUUUCAUCGCCAACAUCUUUGCAUAGCAGGACAUUAUAACCACCACUGAUACAACCAACCUUUUCCCAUUUAGAUUGGAUGGUUUGUAUUGUUCUUUUACUUUUGUUCUGCGACUUUCUGCCUUGUUUUUCUUCUGAUGUACAUUUAUAUCAUGAAACAUUGACCCAAAAAAUCUAAACACACAGAUCAUGUUAUUUUGAUCUCACACUUUACUGUUUCCAUUGUUGUGAUGUAUUACUGACUGAUACAUAUUUAUUUUUAGAUUGAUAAGAUUAAUGUGAUUCCAUAUUGAUAAGCACUCUUGACUGACUUUGUAGCAAAAGGGUACUUAGGCUAAUAUUGUUGCUUUGUGUCCUCAGAGAGAUGUUGCACUGAAAAGGAUAGAAUAGACUUAAAGGGACAACCUGGGAUUGAUAUAUCGACCACUUUGUUGUUUGUUUGAAUCCCAGAUUGCCCCUAUAACCCAGUCAGUUGAAAUCCUGGGUCGUGUCCAUUAAGCACCAAACAGAAGGAAGCGGCAGGAAACUGGGAGGUGCUGUACUACCAAUGACUAACUACCUGAACUUGUCCAAUAAGAAAUCAUGGUUAUUUACGGGCUACUGAACACAACCUUGGAUUGGUGUGAUGUACUGAAUAUACUAAUAUAACUGGACAUAGGAACAUAUCAUUGUAGUGAACCCUACAGUAAAUAUCAGAGCAAUUUGUCUCUGUCUUCUGGGAUUUGCCAUGAACGUCCCUCAUCAUCUCGCAUUGGAUCAUGUGUAGCAUUAUGCUAUCAUGAGUGGACUUGGAACCAGACCCUGUUGUUGGACUGACAAUGUCCUUUUGAAUACCUUUUGGUGCCUCAAACUGAGUCAUUUUUAAAGGACUUCUCAAGAUCAUUGUUAUGGGGAAUAUAAGUAUAAUCUUUCCAACUCCCUCUCACACAUUGUCAUGCCAAACAUGUUUUCUUGACAAUGACAGCAAUGGACCAAGCUAGAAUAAAAGAUGAUUAGAGGUAGACGAUGGUCUAUGCUUGGUCAGAUUUGACGACAACUAUUAUUAUGACAUUUGAAGAGACUCCACAGAAGAGCUAGCUUGGGUAUUAUGUGUCACUCAUAGAAUAUAGCACUACAUUUCAGCUGCUUUAUGCAAUUUGAUUGCCUUAAAGAUGUGAUGAGUUUUCUAGUAUAGAAGUUGAAUACAUUGACAGGCUAAAUAGUUACAAGUUACAGUAUGAGUAAGUGAAGCCUUGUAACCAUUGUGAUUGCACAUCUUGUAUUUUUGCAAAUCAGCUUUUGGAUCAAAAUAUAUUUUACAAAGAUU